Molecule: messenger RNA, 273 nt
Organism: Rotaria socialis
Lineage: Eukaryota; Metazoa; Rotifera; Eurotatoria; Philodinida; Philodinidae
Source: the annotation of a GenBank genome assembly
AUGAUUUCUGAUGGUUUCUUUUUACAUGAUAAUAAUAAACCUGUGGAUAUGAUCGUUCAAUUUGAACCGCAAAAAACAUCAGGAAAUUUCAUGUUCGAUUAUUAUAAAAAAAAACGUCAAGAUUUAACUCCUUUAACUAUUGAUACAACAACACCUAAAGAACCAGAAAAAUUAGGUGUUGCAUCAUGCAUUACACCAGAUCUCGAUAAAGUGUUCAACUUAUAUACCAAGAUAUUGGAUCCGGAAGAAUCUGAUCGAGAUGGUUUAUCAUAA